This is a messenger RNA of Clunio marinus, 1845 nucleotides long. The record is from the annotation of a GenBank genome assembly. Lineage: Eukaryota; Metazoa; Arthropoda; Insecta; Diptera; Chironomidae.
GAGAGCAUGAAGUUUGCAUGAAUUUGUGUAAAAAUACAAUUUUGUUUUCUGAUAUUCCUCAGCCACGGAUUAACUCUGAGGGUAAAAAGUGAGAGAAAAUAGGUAUUUUCUAGCUUUAGUUCACUACUAAGUUUGACUUCAUAUGGCUCUCGCGCGUAAUAUAUAAAGGUUCUGUUCGUUUUUCUCCGAUUCAAUGUGAAAAUUUUGUAGUGCAUUUUAUUUUCAUCACAAAUUCAGUGCAAAGAAGUCAAUAAAAGUUAAAGAAAUCUCUUUAAUUACAAUAGACAUUUCUUGAUAUUCAUUCAGAUUGAAAUGACGAAUGGAAUUGUACGAGCCAUUAAGAGAAAUCUUAUUUCUCAACUUUUCAUCGCAUCCACGAUUCUAACAUCCGGUGCAAUCAUCAAUGUGAUCCAAGUUCUGUUGCACAUCUUAGUUAAACCCGUCAACAAACGUUUGUUUCACAGAUUGAUGUAUUACGUCAGCUGGACAUGGUUAGCCCAAUGUGUGUUCAUCGCUGAUUUUUGGUCGAAUACUGAACUCAUAAUAUAUUGCAAGAAGGAAGUUUUUGAUGUGCUGGGCAAGGAGCAUCAUUUUACUCUCAUGAAUCAUUGCUAUGAGAUUGAUUGGCUUAUUGGAUGGUUGGUGCUGGAAAAGUUCGGAUGCCUCGGUAACGCCAGAGGAUUCAUCAAAAAUGUUAUCAAAUACAUUCCAAUUUGCGGAUGGUUCUUUGGAUUUGCUGAGCAUAUCUUUCUUCAACGUUCAUUCGAGAAGGAUAAGGCUGUGAUUGAAGAAAGAUUGGACGAUAUUUUACAAUAUCCUGACAAUUCAUGGACGGUUGUGACUGCUGAAGGAACAAGAUUCACAAAGGAAAAGCAUGAAGCGUCUCAAAAAUUCGCUUCUGAGAGGAAUAUGGUACCAUUAAAACAUCAUUUGAUUCCUAGAGGAAAAGGUUUCAUUACUUGUGUUCCUAUUCUCAAAAAGUACAAAAACUUAUCAGUUUUAAAUCUUCAGUUAGCCUUCGAUAAAAGCGCAAAGGUUGAGCCGACAUUAGUGAAUCUGUUACGUGGAGAAAAGGUUGUGGCGCAUGUGUACAUAGAGCGAAUAUCUAUUGAUAACGUUGAGCCGACUCAAGAUUAUUUGAAUAAAAUGUAUCAAGAGAAGGAUGAGAUUCAGGACAGUUUCUUGAAGUUUGGAAACUUUUUUGAAGGACUAAAACAAAAGCCAAUUGAUGGCAUUCGAAUGAAACCACGUUUGUGUGUUGCUGUUAAUACUUUAUUAUGGUUUGCUUUGAACCUAUCAUUUAUGUUAUAUUAUGCUACCAAAAUGAUUCUCGCGGGACGAUUCGUGUUCCUGCUUUCCAUUAGUGGGGGAGUCAUUGCUUUGUUUUACAUCAUGAUGCAAAACAUCAUACGUCACUCAAAGGUCAACAAAGGAUCCCAGUAUGGAAAGAAAUAAAAUAGCAAUCGAUUCGAAUAACACUAGGGAACAAUCAUGAUGUAUGCAAUACCUACAACAUUGUACGAAGUAGUCUAUAAUUUAUCGAUUUGAAUCGAUUUUCACAGAAUAAACAAACUCUUUAAUGAAUUAAAAUUUAUUAUUUCUAUCUUGACGACGACUCUUUUUUGACGUAAUUUUUGAAGAUAUAUUUAACACCUGCUUUUUCAAAUCUUAUCAGUGAAACCAUAAGCUGAGGAAUUAAUUUCACUGACAACAAUUUCAUCAAAAAUAAGUUUUGCAAUGUUGAGAAAUAUCCAAUUACUUAAUCAAGGAUAUUGCACAGACACGUGGUAAAGUCAAUUUGUAGAUCAAUAAAUAUAGCAAAGAAGUACUUUCACAUUAAUUAAA